AUGAGGGUCGGAGGCAGCCUGACACCGGGCGAGUAUGUAUUCAAGCAGAAAGCGGCUCCCUAUCUCGAGGUGAGUUACAGAAUACGCUCUGACGAGUAUGGAGAUAUGAGGGUUAAGUGCAAGGAGCGUCGAACCUCUCGUUUAAGUUUCAAGCUUUCCCGCCGCACUAAGGGUCUGUUAUACGAUCACUAUGCUGUGGAGCCGGCCGGCGCUGGUACCUUAUACCAAUUCCUCCACCAGGUCAGGAAUGUUUGCCCGACCAUACGUUUGGAUGCUGACGACCUAUCGAAAGUGGUCUUUGCCACUGAGAAAACUAUCUUCGUGAGUCUCGGAAGGGCUCGCCUGGCUCUCUCCAUCGGAGGUGCGUAA
Molecule: messenger RNA, 369 nt
Organism: Perkinsus marinus ATCC 50983
Lineage: Eukaryota; Perkinsozoa; Perkinsida; Perkinsidae
Exons: 1
Coding region: 1-369 (122 amino acids)
Source: RefSeq, a predicted model, not a curated record